CUAGCCGACAGCAGCCAUGGCCUCUGACAGUAGGGGUCACGACAAUCUAGAUUCGUACAGUUCAGGCAAGAUGUUUUUUUAGGCGAAUCAAAAUUCACCUCGUAACGGGUGGUGGGAUGGAGGGAGGGUGAUGCGGAGGCCAACUGAGGGAGCCGCCAUGUCACUCCCUCACCUCUUACUGCCAUCUCCAGUGCGAACGGGCCGUGAGUAAGGGGAAUAAUUUGUAUUGGCCGAUAUUGAAGCCGAAGUCGCCGACGAGCAAGAGAGCACAUGAACUUUAGUACCCUUUCAAGAUUUUUAGUCGACUCACGAGCGCACAUGACCUUUAGUACCCUUUCAAGAUUCACGCCGAACUUCAAGGCGGCGAAACAAAUUGUUCGUGAAAGAGCCAUCUUGGCUUCUCUUGAAGAGCAAAACGCACGCCGUUGUUGAAUCCUUUCUCUCUCUAAAGGAUUGAUUGACAAAAAAAUACUUUCUGCGUCGUCCAAUAUACGCGGUAACAAUGUCUCCUCUCGUCGCACCGCCCUUCGCUGCAUGUCUCAGGUUUAUGCCACUGCUGCUUUCCAUCCUGCUCCUCCUCCUCCCUUCUGAACGCUCUCUGGCGCGUGCUGACGUGACGAAUAGGUCUGACGCGGAGAGGGGCUCUGACGUGGCGAGGAGCUCUGACGUGGCGGCGAGUUACUACGAAUCGGAGCUCUGGCGGCGGUCGCUGCUAUUCAGUCGGUGCUCCAAGUCCAGCCUCAAGGGAUUCACGUCCGCCAGGCGACUCACAGGCGGUCUGUUUCUCCAUUGGCGCGCCACCACAGGGGGCAGCAACAAGGUGAAACUCGCCCUGGUGGCAACCACUGGGUCCCUUGCCGGCCAUGGAUGGUUCUCUGCCGGGUGGUCCCCGGGCGGCAAGAUGGGCGGCAGCAACGUGAUUGUGAUGGAUUCGCCGUCCAGCGCUCCUGUGAUCGCGGAUUUGGUUGGGCACGCUGUUAGUGGCAACCCUGCCACGUGGACUGCUGCUGACACCAGCAUCACGAAAACGAAUCUGGGCAUUAUAAUGAGGUUCAGCCGGCCCAAGGGGGACGCUGGAGUGCCUGUGAAGCUGCGAGGAAGGACCCACAUAGUUUGGGCGUUUGGUCUGGGGGCUUGGAGUCCGAGCGGGCCGCAUGUGACCAGAGGUGCUUCAGUGGUGGAUUUCUCCUGUGACUGUAGAGGGUUGACAAGGCUCUUCUGCUAAACAACUCUGUACUAUGUUCCUCCUGGUGCGCCGUACUAGCGGCUAACCACUAUGAGAAAAAGUUAGGGCGGAUUCCUAUGACCUCGCGUCAGACCACCUCGCUUCCGACUCAUGCGGUCCUGCGUGGUGCACAGGCUUGAUAUCGCAAUUCGAUGCGGUGCGUCUCGGCUCGUCGGGAGUCUGACGCAAGGUGGAGUCUGACGCGAACAGUAGGAAUUUGCCCUUAUUUUGUUCAGUUUCUCCGCAACUGUUGUUUACCUUGUACGUUUUUUUUUUUUUGUCUACGAUGUCCGAAUGCAAAGCUAUCCCUGUAUUGUGGCAUAAUCUAAUCUAUAAUAAACUGUGGCAUUAGCG
Messenger RNA from Closterium sp. NIES-67, 1579 nucleotides. NCBI's taxonomy places the organism in Eukaryota, Viridiplantae, Streptophyta, Zygnematophyceae, Desmidiales, Closteriaceae. The record is from the annotation of a GenBank genome assembly.